Messenger RNA from Hipposideros armiger (great roundleaf bat), 5608 nucleotides. Its product is annotated as solute carrier family 22 member 11. The record is from RefSeq and is a predicted model, not a curated record. Bases 2294 to 3958 code for a protein of 554 amino acids. Gene Ontology annotation, biological process: transmembrane transport. Gene Ontology annotation, molecular function: transmembrane transporter activity. The transcript is spliced from 10 exons. Lineage: Eukaryota; Metazoa; Chordata; Mammalia; Chiroptera; Hipposideridae. Gene Ontology annotation, cellular component: membrane.
GGAAAACAGAAAAUAGAAAUUAGAAAUUCCUUGGCCUGGAAGCCGACAGUCAGUUGGAAAUUCCGGGAGCCUUCUGUCAAAAGCCGGAGGUUUGACCUUCUGCUCUAAGCAAAACCUAGGGGCGUCCACGACAGGCAAAGGGCAGGGAAGAGGAGAACAUUUUUUUAAAGCAUACGGAAUGAGGAAAGAGAAAGAGAAAAGAAUUCUCUCGUGGAUGCCUUGAACUUGGCAGCCUCCUCUAGCCCUGCAAUUCUGCAAGUGGAGGCCGGGUUCCAAUGCAGCAGAAUCACCUGGGGGCUUGUGUUAAAAUGCGUAUUCCCGGGCCCAGCCCAGCCAUGUGGCAGAACCCAGGAAACUGCAUUUUAGCCAGUGUAUAUCUGAUCCAGGCUCAGGUUGGAAACACCAGCAUGGCAACACGUCCUUUUACAGGCCAGACACCAGAAGCCGUAGAGGGGAAGUCACUGCUCAAGGUAAUGGUCCCGGGUCCAGGCCUGCCCCUCUGAGGAUGGUGUUUGCACAUAGGCAUGGCACUCCAUUCUUUCCAUGUAAAAUUCAGCCUUUGGGCUGCUCUGGACUAGGACUACGCCCAAUUGCUCCUCGCAUGGCCUCCUGUGCUUUGGUGUGGAUUUGUUCUCUCCCUGCAUUUCUCUAUUUGCUAUUUUAAAAUGUAUAAUGAGUUCCUGCCCAGAGAGGAAGAAUAAAGAAGCAGCCUUGGCUUUGAAAUCCAGGCCCGGAACCCCAACUCCUCGGCUUCCUGGCUGGGCUCCAUCUUGGCUAAGUUCCCCCGGCCCUCUGGGGAGGUUUUGGGAAGCUCAGGGUCCAGACACCCACCCACACCUCACCCACACACCCAGCACUCAGGCUUCUCCCCCCAACUGACUCAGCCUAUUCUCUCGCACAUCCUGGAAAACGACUUCAGACUCGGGCUGGCCCUCAUUCUGACCUAAAUCCUGAAUUUUAGCCUUUAGCUGGGAUUUGGUUCCAUGACAAGCUAGAGGUCAUGCAGCAGCUAACCAGGGGCAUCGGAGAGCACUCAGGCUUUAGAGUCUGGUUUGAAUCCCGACUCUGCUGUGUGACCUUGGGCAAGUUGCCUGCCCUCUCUGAGGCUGUUUCCUUGCCUGGAGGAAUUAGCACCACCUCUCUCCUGGGCUGCUAUGAGGAGUGAAUGAGAGCAUGCAGGCAGCAUGGUCAGCACAGAGCCAAGCACACAGCAAGCUCUUGGUGCCAGGAGCAGCUGUUACUAAGAGGCCUGGUCCAGGUGGGGCGCUGGGGCAGGAGCUGGCUUCACUCCUACCACCAAACUACGCUGGCAUCAGACACUGAGUCAGGGAGGCCUGACUUUACUCAUUCCCCUGAUCUACAGGCCUGCUCAGCUCCAGGGCCCACAGAGGGGCUUCUAAGCAAUGCCAGGAAAUCGUAGCCAUGGUUUCCACCCUGGGGGAGCUUACAAUCUAAUAAAGGCAACCUGGGGCCUCAGAAUAGAAGCUUCCCAAAAUAGUGUGUCUGCGAGCUGGUCUCUCAGUGCUGCCUGGCAGGAGGUGCCAGGUAAGGAGGGAUUGAGUAUAGUCCUGGGCCUUCCUGCCAGCUCUGCCUCUCCACAGCCCCCACCCCUGCCUCCCCCCAGCCUGGCAGGGAGGGCCCUGCCCAGUCCUCAUCUCUGUGCUUUGGCAAGAUAAACUGAAAUUAUCCAGCAUGGAUGAAGGUUAGGCCAACAGUUUCCUGAUUUAAAGGGCCACAUGUGGAGGGUUCUGAAAGUUUAAGAUUUAAGGAUGCAAUGAGCUGGCCAGUGGGGAGCUGCUGAGAACUUUCUCAUAACUGAACCUGCUUUUCUUACCUAAGAGCCCACACUGAGGUUAAACUUUAACAGAGGCAACUGCCCCUUUCAUAUUUCCUCCAGUAACAUCACAGCAUUGCAUCUUAUUAUUAUUUUUUUAAAGCUACUUGACCUCUCACUCUUGGUGCUGGAGAACCAGGGCACUUCAGACACCCCCACACAGCCUAGGUACAGUGAGCUGUAUCCCCCGAUGUCCCCUCUCCAGAGUGGUAGGGCGUCCACCCCGUCAGUCCUGGAAGCAGGGUAAAGAGGAGCUUCUUAGAAGCAUCUGGGUCAUCUCAAGACUGACUCGUCUGAUUGCUGGACAGCCGCCCACACCCACCUGGCCAGAGAGGUGAGCAAGGGCAGGUCUGGUGGCCCGGGGUCCUGCGUUUGCUAGUGGUUCCCUGCAGCAGGCCAGACACUCACCGGGUUGCCGACUCCCAAAGAGACUUGCCCUAGGCGCUGACCGUCCUGGCCAUGGCGUUCGCUGAGCUCUUGGAGCGAGCUGGGGGCGUGGGCCUCUUCCAGACCCUACAGGUCUUCACUCUCCUCCUCUCCUCCAUCUUCGUACCCUUCCAAAUACUUGUGGACAACUUCUCGGCCGCCGUGCCCAGCCACCGCUGCUGGGUGCCCCUCCUGGACAACAGCACCGCCCAGGCCAGCGACCCUGGUGCCCUGGGCCCCGAGGCCCUCCUGGCCGUGUCCAUCCCACUGGGUCCCAACCAGGAGCCCCACCAGUGUCGCCGCUUCCGCCAUCCACAGUGGCAGCUCCUGGACCCCAACACCACGGCCACCAACUGGAGCGAGGCUGCCACGGAGCCGUGUGUGGACGGCUGGGUCUACGACCGCAGCACCUUCACCUCCACCAUCGUGGCUGAGUGGGGCCUGGUGUGUGAUAGCCAGAGUCUGAAGCCCAUGGGCCAGGCCUUCUUCAUGGCCGGGACCCUGCUGGGGUCCUUCACCUGGGGCCUCCUCUCCUACUGGUUUGGGCGGAAGCCAAUGCUGUGCUGGCGCUGCCUGCAGGUGGCUGUGGCCAGCACCAGCACCAUCUUUGCCCCCAAUUUCCUGAUCUAUUAUGGCCUCCGUGUUUUGAGCGCUUUUGGAUUGGCCGGCAUCGUCCUGACCACUACGACACUCUUGGUGGAGUGGACCACAAUCCGCAGGAGGGAUUUCACCAUGAUGAUACUGGGAUGCACCUACAGCUUGGGCCAGAUGGCCCUGGGUGGUCUGGCCUUCACCCUGCGGGACUGGCGAGUCCUCCAGCUGGCCGUGUCAAUACCUUUGUUUGCCAUCUUCCUGAUAUCCUGGUGGCUGCCAGAGUCUGCACGAUGGUUAAUUAUUACAGGAAAAGCAGACCGAGCACUUCGGGAACUCAGAAAGGUGGCCAGGAUAAAUGGCCACAAGGAAGUCAAAAAGACGCUGACCAUGGAGGUGCUGAUGUCCAGCAUGGAGGAAGAGGUGGCCUCUGCAAGGGCCCACAAGUCGGUGCUGGAACUGUUUCGCGUGCCUACCCUCCGCUGGAGAAGCUGCUGUCUGUGCGUAACAAGUUUCUCCAUCAUGUUUUCUUACUACGGAUUGGUCCUCGACCUGCAGAACCUGGGGAGUGACAUCUUCCUCCUCCAGGUCCUCUUCGGAGCAGUGGAUUUCCUGGGCCGGGCCGCCAACACCUUCUUGCUGCGGUUCUUUGGCCGCCGUGUGGUCCUGGCCAGUUUCCAGACCUUGACUGGCCUCUCCUUUCUAGCCAACAUACUGGUCCCACAAGACUUCCAGACCCUGCGUGUGGGCUUCGCUGUACUGGGAAAGGGAUGUUUUGGUGUAAGCUUUACCUGCUUUGCUGUCUACAAACCUGAACUUUUCCCAACUUCACUGCGGAUGACGGCAGAUGGUUUCCUGCACUCAGUAGGUCAGCUAGGGGCUGUGAUGAGCCCUCUGAUCAGAAUGACCCGCCAGGCCGUGCCCUUGCUGACCCCCCUCGCCUACGGUGUUACCCCCAUCGCUUCCAGCCUCAUUCUCCUGCUAUUCCUCCCAGAGACCCGAGGACUUCCACUCCCUGACACCAUCCAGGACCUGGAGAAGCAGAGACCAGGAGCAGCCACGGGCAACCGGCGAGAGGCGGUCAUUACAGAGACCACUCGGUUCUAGAAGUUCUGCUUGUGUGAAGCCCCACUGGCCAAAGAUCCCUAUGGAGGGAAUUGCCUCAUCUCCAGAGGGUGGAAGCCUUGAGGUUUUGGCAUGGCAGGGGCCAGGCAGCCAUCUGCUGCUCUCCCUACCCUGGUCAGACUCUCCGCCCACCUCAGCCCUACAGGAGCUCACUAGGCUGCCCUCAGGUCCACUUCAUUAACAAGAUGGGUCCCCUCCCUUCCCUGCCAGUCUCACAUCUUCUUAUCUUCACUCAGCCCCCCAACCCCCAUUUCACAGAACUUGGCUCUGACAGCUUUCUCACCUCCAAACUUCCAGAAUAGAUCACAGGACACACAAGGGCAGGGUCCAGACAGACCUGGGUUCCAAUCCCUUCCCCACCACUUGCAGAGUCCUCAUCUGCAAAAUCAGAAUGAUCAUGGAAACUACCUUCCAGGGUGGGUGACAGGGCUGAUGGGUCUUAGCACAGACCAGAGUCCAACAAAUAGAACUGCUAACAGAACGGCCACAUACGGGUGUCCAAGUCGUGCCCUGCCCCAAGGCCCCAGCUAAGGAGGCAUGUGGGGGCUGAAAUCCAGGCAACACUUACCCUAAACAGGGUUUGUGCUCACUCCAAGAAAAGGGUUAUUUUAAUCGCUUCCUAUUUACCCCACUGGUGGUGGAGGGUUUCCUGCCCUGUGGUUACCAAGAUAGCCUAACGCACAAUACUUGACACUGUACAGAUGAGAUGGGCUACACUUUAUCAGUCACAUGUACUCACAGCUGGGGCAGGACAACACCGAUUACCAUGCAGGGUCAUGUAGGGACAGUGUACCACCAAGGGCUGUGGGAGGAGGUUUUGUAGGAUCAAGGGGAUGGGGUGCCUUCUGGUUACCAUGGGAAGAUGUGAUGGGCUUAUUUGAAUAAUUCCACAGGUUGGCAGGAAACUGAAACACACUUUUUAGGGAUAAUAAGAACUUAGGGAUUGAUAAGAAGUGUGGUUUGGCUAAGGGACCUCAUCCACAGGAACAGAAUGGGGAGGAAAAUUCGAAGUCAGGCCAUUCGAGACCAUCCUGGCUUCACCAGAUGUCAAGGAGAACAUAAGACUGGGCCUUAAUUUUAGGUAGGCCCUAUAGCACAGGGACACCUUUUAGUUACUUGUCUGUCUCAAAGGGUCACCUUUUCCUAAUUCGUGCAGAGACCCUCCCUGUGCCAGCAACAGUCCAGGCUGUUAAAACUAUGGGAUUAUUAAAGCUGACCACCUAUUUUAGACGUGAGGAAACUAAAGCCCAGAGAAGUAAAGUGACAUGCUUGGAGUCACAUGGUGAACCCUGGCCUGACUCUUUCCAGAAUACCAAGCUCCUCCCCUUCACUUACUCCACUCUGUGCCCCAAUAUCUGCAGCCCUGUCACAAAGUUACACCCUUCCCUGGAGAUCCAGAUACUUUAGACAACUGCCCACUCUCCUUGGAUGACUCAGGGAAACCUCAAGCUUCAGGUAACUCAUCCCAAACAUCCCAAUUCCCUUCUCGCACAUUUGAUGCACACCAGACCAAUCAAACACAGUUCAGAUCAACUCCUUGGUCUGCUUAAAACGCUCUUGUGGGGCCGGCCGAGUGACGCGAUGGUUAAGAACUGGCUUAGGACGCCAGAGGGCCCCAGUUCAGAUCCCACA